GCUGUCAUUAUCCUCCCAAAUUGUGUGGAUUACAAUUCCACCAUAUUUUAAUGCUCUUUCUUUCUAAGUUCUCUCAAUUUCCCCACCUUUUAUUUUGCAUUCUUUUUUUAUAUUAAAAAAAAACCUCAUUUUUUCAUGAGGUUUACUCUUUCUUCUUAGGCUUUACCCUUCUGCUUGAAGCAGCAUUACCUUCAAAUCUACCCUUCUUUCUCUCUUUCUAUUCGUCUCUGUCUUUCUCAGGGAUCUAAUCUUGCUGGGUCUUUUCCAAUUCCAACCCUGAAAAACCCUUUUCAACAUCCAGUUUUCUCAUAAAUUCUUCUGAAUUUCUGUUGCACAGUAAUAUAUUUGAGAUUUUUAUUAAUAUUUAAUGCCCUUGUGAUUGUUGUUCACUUGUUUUGUGUUGAUCCUCUGCUUAAUAUUCAUUUUCCUACUAAAUCUUGAUAGAAAAAAAGAAAACUUUUUUAGUACUUUGAUUUGAACUGUUCAACCCUUCCAUUCUCUUCCUUACAAGAUUCCAGCUGGUUUAAAAAGAUUCAUUUGGUUGUAGGUCAAAGUUCGAAUCUUGUGUGCUUUUCAGAAGCUCUUUAGAUCUUAGAAUUUAGGGGUUUUCUACUUUUGUGCUCUUAAGAACACUCUUGGUUUCCAUUUAUGUUGAAACGAUGUUCCUUGAUUUGGGUUUUGGUGAGAAUUAAAGAUGUUUUUGUUUGUCGUUUUACUUCAAAGUUCAUAGCCAGGAUCACAUCAUUUAAUUUUGCCACUUUUUAGGGCGGUUCUGAAAUUCUGAUCUGGGGUUUGAGCGAUUUCUGUUAGCUGGUUCAAGCACUCAUCAUUUGGAUCCAAUUUAUUGCCUUGUUUGGAUCUUGUGGCAAAAAUGCAGCCUGAUCAAAGGAAAAAGACAUCUGUGGACAUGGACUUCUUUACUGAAUAUGGUGAGGGUAGCCGGUAUAAGAUAGAAGAGGUGAUUGGUAAAGGAAGUUACGGUGUUGUGUGUUCUGCAUAUGACACUCAUCUUGGAGAGAAAGUAGCAAUUAAGAAGAUAAAUGAUAUUUUCGAGCAUGUGUCUGAUGCCACUCGAAUUUUACGUGAAAUUAAACUUCUCCGGCUUCUGCGUCAUCCAGACAUUGUGGAAAUCAAGCACAUUCUGUUGCCUCCUUCAAGAAGAGAAUUUAAAGAUAUAUAUGUUGUGUUCGAGUUGAUGGAGUCUGACCUGCAUCAAGUCAUCAAAGCAAAUGACGAUUUGACUCCCGAGCAUUAUCAAUUCUUUCUGUAUCAGCUCCUUCGAGGCUUAAAAUACAUUCACACUGCCAAUGUCUUCCAUCGAGACUUGAAACCAAAGAAUAUUUUAGCUAAUGCUGAUUGUAAACUCAAGAUCUGUGAUUUUGGUCUCGCAAGGGUGGCGUUUAAUGACACGCCUACUGCUAUUUUUUGGACAGAUUAUGUGGCAACAAGAUGGUACAGGGCUCCUGAAUUGUGUGGAUCCUUCUUCUCCAAGUACACACCAGCGAUAGAUAUUUGGAGCAUUGGGUGUAUCUUUGCUGAACUGCUUACUGGGAAACCUUUGUUUCCCGGAAAGAAUGUAGUCCACCAACUGGACCUUAUGACUGAAUUGUUGGGAACUCCAUCUGCUGAAGCCAUCGCUCGGAUACGCAAUGAGAAAGCUAGACGAUACUUGAGCAGCAUGCGCAAGAAGAAACCAAUUCCUUUCUCCCACAAAUUUCCUUAUGCUGACCCUCUUGCCCUUCGUUUGUUGGAAAGAAUGCUUGCAUUUGAGCCUAAGGACCGCCCUACUGCUGAAGAGGCUCUUGCAGAUCCAUACUUUAAGGGCUUGGCUAAGGUUGAAAGAGAGCCUUCUGCCCAGCCUGUUACGAAAAUGGAGUUUGAAUUUGAGAGACGUAGAGUGACAAAAGAAGAUGUAAGAGAGCUCAUAUACCGAGAGACUCUUGAAUAUCACCCUAAGAUGUUGAAGGAGUAUUUAGAUGGUUCAGAGCCAACUAGCUUCAUGUAUCCCAGUGCUGUUGAUCACUUCAAAAAGCAGUUUGCUUACCUUGAGGAACACUACAAGAAUGGUUCAACUGGUGCUCCACCCGAGAGACCACAUACUUCUUUGCCAAGGGCCUGUGUAUUAUAUUCAGAUAAAUCUGCCCAUGGUACUACUGAAAUGACUGAUGAUCUCUCCAAAUGUCAUAUUAAGGAAGUUGAAAAACAACACGCUGACAGAAAUGGUGGUAUCCCGAUGACAAGGCUUCCUUUGCAAGUGCCUCAAAAUGUACAGGGAGCUGCUGCGAGGCCGGGGAAAGUGGUAAGUUCUCUUUUGCGUUACAAUAACUGUGGUGCAGCAGCUACAGCUGAGAUGAUGGAUCGGCGAGUGAUACGGAACCCAUCAAUCCCAGCUCAAUAUGGUACAUCUAGCGGUUCGUACCCAAAGAGAAAUAAUGGAUGCAAAAAUGAGAGAGGAGAAGAAGACGAUUCACUGGAAGGAUCAAAUGGGCUACAAGCUAAGCCCCAGUAUCUGGCUAGGAAGAUAGCUGCAGCUCAAGGUGUACCUGCAGCACAAUGGUAUUAAAUGUUCAUGACCUACAUUUAUGGCAUAUGCAGCCUCCGAUCAACUCACUGCUGAGCAAUUUGGAGUGGGGUGUUGGGUUAAAGGGAUACAUUCGGAUUUAUUUGUUGAAGAUCGGUAUCCGAAGUAUUGGAGAUGGAUUGUGGAAGUCAGAAUCGGUCUCAGCUUGUGGAAAGAAAAUGUGCAAAAAAAAAAUUUAUAAUCAAGGUUAGUGCUUUUGAAUCUUGAUAUGCUGCCAUCGACUUAUUCUUCACGUCGUGACUUGGUAAUCAGACGGUAUUAUGGAGGAACUGUUAAUGGUUAUAUUGGGGAACCAGAUCACAGAUAAUAUCAUGUCUGGAGAUGGGUAGAAGUGGUAGUAUUGAAGUCCUAUUCAUCUUUUCUAACGUUUGAAGUGUUUUAAUGGCCGUUCUAAUGUAUUUUUAUCUCCAACAAUGUAAUAAAUGUAUUAUCGUCUUCUCCCACUCGAAAAAACGUCUAAUGUAUAAUUAGUGAAGUACCCAACUCAAUAUUAACGCAAAGCUUCAUUGGUUCCGACUUAUAAUUUGUGCUUCCUUUAGGCUUGUUGCAUGGAUUGAGAAUGGGAAAAUGUUGCGAAAAGUAUUCAAUCGGCUUUAUUUUCCUCAAGGAUAUGAGCUUUGGUUUGGUAUGCCA
Molecule: messenger RNA, 3214 nt
Organism: Amaranthus tricolor (Joseph's coat)
Lineage: Eukaryota; Viridiplantae; Streptophyta; Magnoliopsida; Caryophyllales; Amaranthaceae
Product: mitogen-activated protein kinase 16-like
Exons: 10
Coding region: 872-2563 (563 amino acids)
Biological process (GO): intracellular signal transduction; protein phosphorylation
Cellular component (GO): nucleus; cytoplasm
Molecular function (GO): MAP kinase activity; ATP binding
Source: RefSeq, a predicted model, not a curated record